Molecule: messenger RNA, 732 nt
Organism: Lodderomyces jiufengensis
Lineage: Eukaryota; Fungi; Ascomycota; Pichiomycetes; Serinales; Debaryomycetaceae
Exons: 1
Coding region: 1-732 (243 amino acids)
Biological process (GO): chromosome segregation
Cellular component (GO): Ndc80 complex
Source: RefSeq, a predicted model, not a curated record
AUGUCUCAAAGUAAAAUAGAUCAAGUGUUUGGCUCAUUCCAAAAACAAACAAAUGAAUUUGAGACAUUAAAGCUAACAAUGGAAGAAUUUGUCAACGAUAUAGACUUAAAAUUAUCUAAUAAACAAUCAAUUUACUUAAAUCAACAACAACAACAUAAACAACAAAUUCAAGAAUUAAAUCAAAUUACAAAAAAUCUACAGUCAGAAAUACGGAAACUAGAUGAAAAAGAAUCACAAACUACAAUAAAAUUAAAUGAAGCAUUACAUAAUUUAGAAUCAUCAAAUCUAAAAAUAGAAGAAUUACAAUCUCAAAAACAAAACCUAAUAAAUAAAAAAACCCAACAGGAAACACUAAUAACUUCACUUAAGCAACAAAUAAUUCAAGGACAAUCACAAUUAACAAAAACCACAAAAGAUUUUGAACAUCAAUUUCAAUUAAAUUUAAUAGAAUUAUCAAAAUAUGAAUUAUAUACUGGAUUAAAAAUAAAACCAAAAUCAAUAAAUGAAAUUUUGUUUAGUUUUUUUAACCUAAAUCCUGAAAAUAAUGAAAAUGAAUAUAGUAUUUUAUUAGGUAUAGAUGAUGAUUUAUAUAAAGUAUUAAAAACUGAACCAAGUUUACCAAAUGAUAAAGUUGAUGAAUUAUGUGAUGAAUUAAAUAAACAUCAACGAUUGAUUAGGUUUUUGAAAGGUAUUAGAAAUUUAUUUAAAAGUUAUAUUGAUGGAGAAUUGUAA